CGCCCAGGCGCCCAGGGCCGGGCUGCGGUGGCGGCGGCGUCCCCGCCGGGCCUCGCGCGCGCUCCCCUAGCUGUCGGCUGCUGGCCCGCGGCAGAGGUCAAGAUGGAAGAGAUCCUAAGGAAGCUGCAGAAGGAGGCGUCCGGGAGCAAGUACAAAGCCAUCAAAGAGAGCUGCACCUGGGCCCUGGAAACCCUCGAUGGUGUGGAUACCAUUGUCAAGAUCCCUCCACACUUGCUGAGGGAGAAAUGCCUGCUGCCCCUCCAGUUGGCUUUGGAAUCCAAGAAUGUGAAGCUGGCUCAACAUGCCUUGGCAGGGAUACAGAAGCUCCUGGCAGAAGAGAGGUUUGUAUCCAUGGAAACGGACUCUGAUGAGAAGCAGCUGCUCAAUCAGAUCCUGAAUGCUGUGAAAGUGACGCCUUCCCUCCACGAGGACCUGCAGGUGGAAGUGAUGAAGGUUUUACUCUGCAUAACCUACACUCCAACCUUUGACCUGAAUGGGAGUGCAGUGCUGAAGAUCGCGGAGGUGUGCAUUGAAACAUACAUAUGUAGCUGUCACCAGCGUAGUAUAAACACUGCUGUGCGGGCAACUCUCAGUCAAAUGCUGAGUGACUUGACUUUACAGUUACGACAAAGGCAGGAGAACACGAUAAUUGAAAACCCGGAUGUCCCCCAGGAAUUCAGGAGUCAAGGGUCAACAGUAGAGUCCCUCUGUGAUGACCUUGUCUCCGUGCUCACUGUUCUGUGUGAGAAGCUCCAAGCCGCCAUCAAUGACAGCCAGCAGCUGCAGCUCCUGUACCUGGAGUGCAUCCUGUCCGUGCUCAGCAGCUCCUCCUCCUCCAUGCAGCUGCACCGAGGCUUCACAGACCUCAUCUGGAAGAACCUUUGCCCCGCUCUCAUCGUGAUCCUGGGGAAUCCGAUUCAUGAUAAAACCAUCACCUCUGCACACAGUAGCAGCACGAGCACCAGCAUCGAGUCAGACUCUGCAUCUCCUGGGGUCUCUGACCACGGCCGGGGUUCGGGCUGCUCCUCCACGGCGCCAGCCCUGAGCGGGCCGGUGGCCCGGACCAUCUACUACAUCGCAGCUGAGCUGGUGCGGCUGGUGGGGUCGGUGGACUCCAUGAAGCCCGUGUUGCAGUCCCUCUACCACCGUGUGCUGCUCUACCCCCCACCCCAGCACCGUGUGGAAGCCAUCAAGAUCAUGAAAGAGCUACUCGGGAGCCCAAAGCGUCUCUGUGAUUUGGCAGGACCCAGCUCCACUGAACCCGAAUUGAGAAAAAGAUCAAUUUCAAAAAGAAAGUCUCAUCUGGAUCUUCUCAAACUCAUCAUGGACGGCAUGACCGAGGCGUGCAUCAAGGGCGGCAUCGAGGCCUGCUACGCCGCCGUGUCCUGCGUCUGCACCUUGCUGGGGGCCUUGGAAGAGCUCAGCCAGGGCAGGGGCUUGAGCGAAAGUCAGGUCCAGCUGCUGCUGCUGCGCCUGGAGGAGCUGAAGGACGGGGCUGAGUCCAGCCGCGACUCCAUGGAGAUCAAUGAGGCCGACUUCCGCUGGCAGCGGCGAGUCCUGUCCUCGGAACACACACCCUGGGAGUUGGGGAAUGAGCGGAGCCCUGAUAUCAGCAUCAGCGUUACCACGGACACGGGCCAGACCACCUUGGAGGGAGAGUUGGGUCAGACCACACCCGAGGACCACUCGGAAAACCCCAAGACUGGCCUCAAGUCGCCAGCCGUCCAGGAGGGCAAGGAGACUCUGAGUAAAGUGUCAGAACUGGAAGCCGUGGACCAGCCAGACGUGGUUCAAAGGAGCCACACAGUUGCCUACCCCGAUAUAACCAACUUCCUGUCCGUCGACUGCAGGAUGAGGUCCUACGGAUCCAGAUACAGUGAGAGCAACUUCAGCGUGGACGACCAAGACCUCUCUCGGACAGAAUUCGACUCCUGUGACCAGUACUCCAUGGCAGCUGAAAAGGACUCCGGGAGAUCAGACGUGUCGGACAUUGGGUCCGACAACUGUUCUCUAGCUGAUGAGGAGCAGACCCCCCGGGACUGCCUGGGCCACAGGUCCCUGCGGACCGCAGCUCUGUCUCUCAAGCUGCUGAAGAACCAGGAGGCUGACCAGCACAGCGCCCGGCUGUUCGUGCAGUCGCUGGAGGGUCUCCUGCCGCGCCUCCUGGCCCUGCCCAGUGUGGAAGAGGUGGACUCAGCCCUCCAGAACUUUGUCUCUACCUUCUGCUCAGGUAUGAUGCACUCACCAGGGUUUGACGGGAACAGCAGCCUGGGCCUGCAGAUGCUGAUGAACGCGGACAGCCUGUACUCGGCGGCGCACUGUGCGCUGCUGCUCAACCUGAAGCUCUCCCAUGGUGACUACUACCGCAAGCGGCCCACCCUGGCACCCAGCACCAUGAAAGAGUUCAUGAAGCAGGUCCAGACUAGCGGGGUGCUGAUGGUCUUCUCCCAGGCCUGGAUUGAGGAACUCUAUCACCAGGUUCUUGACAGAAACAUGCUCGGAGAAGCCGGCUACUGGGGCAGCCCCGAGGACAACAGCCUCCCCCUCAUCACCAUGCUGACGGAUAUCGAUGGCUUAGAGAGCAGUGCAAUUGGAGGGCAGCUGAUGGCCUCAGCUUCAAUGGAGUCUCCUUUCACCCAGGGCAGGAGAAUUGAUGACUCCACGGUGGCAGGUGUGGCGUUUGCUCGCUAUAUUCUGAUUGGCUGCUGGAAGAACUUGAUCGACACUUUAUCAACCCCCCUGACGGGCCGAAUGGCCGGCAGCUCCAAAGGGCUGGCCUUCAUCUUGGGAGCUGAAGGCAUCAAAGAACAGAACCAAAAAGAACGCGAUGCUAUCUGCAUGAGCCUCGAUGGGCUGCGGAAAGCCGCACGUCUAAGCUGUGCUCUAGGAGUUGCAGCCAACUGUGCUUCAGCCCUCGCCCAGAUGGCAGCUGCCUCCUGUGUCCAGGAGGAGAAAGAGGAAAAGGAAACCCAGGAACCCAGUGAUGCCAUAGCACAAGUGAAACUAAAAGUGGAGCAGAAACUGGAGCAGAUUGGGAAGCUGCAGGGGGUGUGGCUGCACACAGCCCACGUCCUGUGCAUGGACGCCAUCCUCAGUGUCGGCCUGGAGAUGGGCAGCCACAACCCCGACUGCUGGCCACAUGUGUUCAGGGUGUGCGAGUACGUGGGCACCUUGGAACACACCCACUUCAGUGAUGGCACCUCUCAGCCCCCGCUGACCAUCAGCCAGCCGCAGAAGGCCCCCAGAGGCGGACUCCUUGGGGACCCAGAGAGUGAGGGCUCGCCCCAGGAGCAGAGCCUGGAGCAGGAGAGCUCCCUGAACGCGGCCCCCGUCAUCCAGCCGCUCUCCAUCCAGGAGCUUGUCCGAGAAGGCAGCCGCGGCCGGGCCUCCGACUUCCGUGGGGGCAGCCUCAUGACGGGCAGCAGUGCUGCCAAGGUGGUGCUCACGCUCUCCACACAGGCUGACAGGCUCUUUGAAGAUGCUACAGAUAAACUGAACCUCAUGGCUCUGGGAGGUUUUCUUUACCAGCUGAAGAAAGCAUCGCAGUCCCAGCUUUUCCAUUCUGUUACGGAAACAGUUGAUUACUCGCUGGCAAUGCCAGGAGAAGUGAAGUCCACCCAAGACCGCAAAAGUGCCCUCCACCUGUUCCGCCUCGGGGACGCCAUGCUAAGGAUCGUGCGGAGCAAAUCGAGGCCCCUGCUCCACGUGAUGCGCUGCUGGAGCCUCGUGGCCCCACACCUGGUGGAGGCUGCCUGCCAUAAGGAAAGACAUGUGUCUCAGAAGGCGGUUUCCUUCAUCCACGACAUACUGACGGAGGUUCUCACGGACUGGAAUGAGCCACCUCAUUUUCACUUUAAUGAAGCUCUCUUCCGACCGUUCGAGCGUAUCAUGCAGCUGGAGUUGUGUGAUGAGGACGUCCAAGACCAGGUCGUCACGUCCAUCGGGGAGCUGGUUGAAGUGUGCUCCGCCCAGAUCCAGUCAGGGUGGAGGCCCCUGUUCAGCGCCCUGGAAACGGUGCACAGCGGGAACAAGUCCGAGGUGAAGGAGUACCUGGUGGGCGACUAUUCCAUGGGAAAAGGCCAGGCUCCAGUGUUUGAUGUAUUUGAAGCUUUUCUCAAUACCGACAACAUCCAGGUCUUUGCUAAUGCAGCCACUAGUUACAUCAUGUGCCUUAUGAAGUUUGUCAAAGGACUGGGGGAGGUGGACUGUAAGGAGAUUGGAGACUGUGUCCCAGGACCUGGAGCCGCGUCCCCAGACCUGUGCCUCCCGGCCCUGGACUACCUCCGGCGCUGUUCUCAGUUGUUGGCCAAAAUCUACAAAAUGCCCUUGAAGCCAAUAUUCCUUAGUGGGCGACUUGCUAGCUUGCCCCGAAGACUUCAGGAGCAGUCAGCCAGCAGUGAGGAUGGAAUUGAGUCAGUCUUGUCUGACUUUGAUGAUGACACUGGUCUGAUAGAAGUCUGGAUCAUCCUCUUGGAGCAGCUCACAGCAGCUGUGUCCAACUGUCCACGUCAGCACCAACCCCCCACUUUGGAUUUGCUCUUUGAGCUGUUGAGAGAUGUUACCAAAACACCUGGACCAGGGUUUGGCAUCUAUGCAGUUGUUCACCUUCUCCUUCCUGUGAUGUCUCUUUGGCUUCGCCGUAGCCAUAAAGACCACUCUUACUGGGACAUUGCCUCGGCUAACUUCAAGCAUGCCAUUGGUCUGUCCUGUGAGCUGGUGGUGGAGCACAUUCAGAGCUUUAUCCACUCAGACAUCAGGUAUGAGAGCAUGAUUAACACCAUGCUGAAGGACCUCUUCGAGCUACUGGUAGCAUGUGUAGCCAAGCCCACGGAAACCAUCUCCCGAGUAGGCUGCUCCUGUAUUCGGUACGUCCUCGUGACAGCGGGCCCCGUGUUCACGGAGGAGAUGUGGAGGCUGGCCUGCUGUGCCCUGCAGGACGCCUUCUCGGCCACGCUCAAGCCGGUGAAGGACCUGCUGGGCUGCUUCCACAGUGGCACCGAGAGCUUCAGCGGGGAGGGCUGCCAGGUGAGGGUGGCCGCCCCGUCCACCUCCCCAAGUGCCGAGGCCGAGUACUGGCGCAUCCGAGCCAUGGCUCAGCAGGUAUUUAUGUUGGAUACCCAGUGCUCACCAAAGACUCCAAACAACUUCGAUCAUGCUCAGUCCUGUCAGCUCAUUAUUGAACUGCCUCCUGAUGAGAAGCCAAAUGGACACACCAAGAAAAGUGUUUCUUUCAGGGAAAUUGUGGUGAGUUUACUAUCCCAUCAAGUGUUACUCCAGAACUUAUAUGAUAUCUUAUUAGAAGAGUUUGUCAAAGGCCCCUCUCCUGGGGAGGAGAAGACCCAAGGGCCAGAAACCAAGCUGGCUGGCUUCCUCAGAUACAUCUCCAUGCAGAACCUGGCCGUCAUCUUUGACCUCCUGCUGGACUCCUACAGGACGGCCAGAGAGUUUGACACCAGCCCGGGGCUGAAGUGCCUGCUGAAGAAAGUGUCUGGCAUAGGGGGCGCUGCCAACCUCUACCGCCAGUCCGCCAUGAGCUUCAACAUUUAUUUCCACGCGCUGGUCUGUGCUGUUCUCAGCAACCAAGAAACCAUCACUGCUGAGCAAGUGAAGAAGGUCCUCUUUGAGGACGACGAGAGGAGCACAGAUUCGUCCCAGCAGUGUUCAUCAGAAGAUGAAGACAUUUUUGAGGAGACCGCCCAGGUGAGCCCCCCGAGAGGCAAAGAGAAGAGGCAGUGGAGGGCUCGGAUGCCCUCGCUCAGCGUCCAGCCGGUCAGCAACGCGGACUGGGUGUGGCUGGUCAAGAGGCUUCACAAGCUGUGCAUGGAGCUGUGUAACAACUACAUCCAGAUGCACCUAGACCUGGAAAACAGUAUGGAGGAGGCCCCAGUUUUCAAGAGCGACCCUUUCUUCAUCCUUCCCUCCUUCCAGUCGGAGUCCUCCACCCCGUCCACCGGGGGCUUCUCAGGGAAAGACACGCCUUCCGAGGAUGACCGCAGUCAGACCCGGGAUCACGCGGGUGAGCCUCUGAGCCUGAGGGGGACCAGCGGGGAGCUGCUGCUGCUGCCCCCGAGCCCCAAGGUGGAGAAGAAGGAUCCCAGCCGCAAGAAGGAGUGGUGGGAGAACGCGGGCAACAAAAUCUAUACCAUGGCAGCCGACAAGACCAUCUCAAAGCUGAUGACCGAGUACAAGAAGAGGAAACAGCAGCACAACCUGCCCGUCUUCCCCAAAGAGAUCAAGGUGGAGAAGAAGGGAGAGGCGCUGGGCGCCAGGGGCCAAGGCUCCCCGCUGCUCCAGCGGCCCCAGCACCUGAUGGACCAGGGGCAGAUGCGGCACUCUUUCAGCGCCGGCCCUGAACUGCUGCGCCAGGAGAAGAGGCCCCGCUCCGGCUCCACCGGCAGCUCCCGGAGUGUCUCCGCGAGGGACGCAGAAGCCCAGAUCCAGGCAUGGACCAACAUGGUGCUAACAGUCCUCAAUCAGAUUCAGAUCCUCCCAGACCAGACCUUCACCGCCCUCCAGCCAGCAGUGUUCCCGUGUAUCAGCCAGCUCACCUGUCACGUGACUGACAUCAGAGUUCGCCAGGCUGUCAGAGAAUGGCUCGGCAGAGUGGGACGUGUCUAUGACAUCAUUAUGUAGAAGACCCACCUUCCAGGCCCAAGGAAAAAUGCUAGGAGGGUUCAGAGUAUGUCUGCCAAUCCAGCUGAUAGCAUUUUCCCCACCACUAGCCCCAGUGUCUCAGAGAACACCCAGUCCGUCCCUAACUAAUCAGUACUGGGGCUAUUCUGGAUACUAAGGUUAUACGUGGAUGACACAAGUGAUACUCUAAUUUUGCAGAGAAUUUCUGAAGAGUCUACACUCCUUGACUCAUUUCUAAAUCUUAUUUCCCAAUGCAUUUGCCUGUACUGUUAUCCCCAAAUGGGUCACUUUUAAGGACCACUUCUGUGAAAACACUACAUUGAUCCACUGAUUCAUUAUUUUUAAAAAUGCAAUAGCUAAAGAAAUAUCUGGUGGUAAGUCAAGCUGAUGUACAUGCAGACAUCUCAUAUCAGACAGGAUUAAUUGGAGGAAGAUAUAUAUUAUGAUUAUGAGUUCGGCAGGGAAGAAACAGUUAGAAAAAUGUAUUCUUGGGUGUCCUAAUCAAGAAAGGGAAGAUUCACUUCCUCUGUAAAAUAUUCCAGAAUAUUUCAAAAUUGUUCCUAAGUUGUCAAGAUUUUCUGGUUGGUAUUUGCCAACUUCAUGUAAGGUACUGUUACGCCUUCAUGUCCCUGCUUCUAAAGGAAGAAAGUUCUUUCCUGGCAGGGUUUUAAGCCUGUGGCAUGGAAACCUUUGAUGCAUAGUACCCAGUGGUAUUGGCUGAUACAGUGCCAAAUGUCUUGACUGGCCACCCUGACAGUCCCACUAGUCUUUGCUUUUGCUCCCAAGGCAAGAAAUGAAAAGGGAAAGCAAAAAUGGUGCCUUAGUUCCUUGUUGCACAGACAUUUCUAUGCUCCACAAUAAUCUGAAUAUAAGGUAUAACGUUUGGUUUUUAAGAAAACAAAACAACUCAUUUUAUAUCAACAUGUUUGGAAAAAAGGAACUCAAGAAUUUGCCGUCCAGUGAGCUGACUUCUCAGGGAAGGGGCAGGAAGUAUAGGGGUAGGGAGACACUUGGGAGGGGUGGGGAAAAAGAUGAUGAAACCAUUUAAAAUCUGAAAAUAUUAGACAACAAUCAUGAAAUUAUAGUGUCAUUCAUAUAUGCUGUAGUCUCUAACAUAAAACUACAGGAGGAAAGGUCAUAGAAUGAAGUUUAGGAGAUAAAGUUUUUCGAUUUAAAAUAUUGCUCCUCUCUGGCAAAUAGAUUGGCCAUCUGUUUGAAGCCUUUUUAUUCAGGCCAUUAUUUUAAGCGGAUAUUUUUUUUUCCUAAUUAUCACUAAAUAGUUUAGAAUCUUUGUCUUAUUAUUUACAGUGUAUUUAAUAUUAAAUUAUAAAAGUGAUUGCAAUUCCUCAAUCAAGCCCACUCAUACACAUUCUAAAUAGUUGCUAAGAUAUAUGUCACAAUUAUCCCAGCUCCUAAUAAUUAUUGAAAAUUGAACAUCGUAUCCCUAAAGCAUCAACUCUUCAGUGUGGAAGUAAGGAUUUAAAACCGACAGCUUUUUUCAGCAUUAGUAUUUUUAAAUUUUGUCUUCCAUGGGAAUAUAUAACUCUAUACAAGGUUAAGAGGAAGACAGGGCUUCCUGAUUUAUUUAGGCAUUCUAAAGUAGAAAACCUCAUCAUUCACUAUGCCAUCUAGAGAUCACCGCAGAAUUCAGAAGACAUGUUUCCAGUUCCACAAAACACUCCUCGCCUUCAGUUUUUGCUCAUUAGACAAUAAUGAAGGUUUAGAGACAGAUGAACAAUUUGAUCGUAACAGGCAAUGAGUUGUUGGGAUGGCAAUGAGUUGUUCGACUUUGUAUAUUUUUUAAGUGGAAUUCAAAGUUGGGUACUUUUUCUUUUUUUUAAUGAAAGCCAUACACCAUAGUUGUUUUCUUUUUGUAGCUUAGCUAAGGUUUAUUUCCCAGUGAACCUGUGAGUAUUUCACAAGCUAUGGAAGGGAGAGAGGAGCUUCAGCAAAGCACAGUAUUAGCAAAUUAACUACAAAACAUUUAUAACUAGCACUUUUUAUAAAGUAUAAAAGCUCUAAGGAAGCCAGUCUCAACUUAUGAAUGUCAUGUUCUAGAAGUUAUUAACUGCUUAGAAAUCAGAAUUUAUUCUCUAUCAUGGGAUCCAUGGCGCGGUUAUGAAAACAAGUUUACCCCACACUGUAUUCAAACUCCGCUCUAGUACCAACUAAUUACAGGUCCCAAGAAUAAAAGAUGAGAGAAUGUACAUCUCUUCUCUACCUACAGUUUUGUCAGUGGGUUUCAGUCCCUUCACAUCAUCUUUUCUCUAGACCGCUCCUCGGUCUACAAUGGUCUUCAGCCCAUCUCCAUUCCCAACAUGCACUGUGCACCACAUCCAUGUCAGAUUUCAGCUGGAAAGUUAGCUAAGCCACAGUAAUACUUUUCAGAGGUAUCGGCAGUUUUCCAAAAGGACAUUGCUUGAUGCAAAUAAUCUCCAAAGAAUAGUACUUUAGGUCACGGUGAAGUCAGUCAAAUCUUCACAGGGAAAAAGAGAUAAUUUAAAACCCUUAGUUGAGUGAUCUCUCCCCAGAGUGCCCCUUCAAUCCAUCACUCUUCCUGGUGUUUCUGCCUUUCCCCAUCUCUUUCAUCCCCUCCCAUGGUCUCUGAAAGACCAAGGUCAAGACAAGCCUUUGUAGUUUCAACAGCUAGUACCAUAUAUUUUCAGAUCUAAGCAGAAUAAGAUUUUGCACCUUGCUUUUAAUUGCCUGUAUUUACUGCCAAAAGUGUGUUACCCCAUGGUUGAGAUUUAUUCUUUUUCUAAUAUUUUCGUAAAGUGUUCAUCUUUUCCAACUUGAAGAAGCACUUGUAAAACUCAAGUGCAGAAGAAUUCCUGACUGAACAGCCCAGCCAGUUACACCACACUCUACAACAGAUUACUCCUUGCCAUGGGAGAUUUGAGGGAGGGCCAAUAAAUUGCUCACAGCAUCUCUCCUACUUUGUGCAUCUUCUGAUCAGAUGCUUAGGCUGCCUCUUUACACCCUCUUGUCAUCUCUCCCCUUAUGAUUAUUUUUCUGCCUUCUCCAUCAAUACAAAACUAGGACACCUGUUUACCACACUGAGGCUAUUUGACCGACCAGCACAGAUGCUAACAUAAAUCAGCUCAGACUAAAUCCAACAUGAAAAAAUGUUAACAUAAUUCCAUAGUACCUUUAAAUUGAAACUUCUUGGUACAUGAUCACUAGGCUUUGCUGUUGUUCUUAUUGUUCUAAGGAGAGGGCUUAUACAAAGUUAGCUGAGAAAGUCAUGUAGCCUUAACUAUAAGAAGGUAAUACAAUUAUGUUAAUAGACACUUUUGACUUCUCCAAAUACAUCACAGUAUUGCUCAUGUAAGAAAGUUUUCUCAGAAAGAAAAAUGCAUUCAUGUCAUCAGUCCCAUCAAGCUAAGCAAAUGAAGACCUUUGUUUGGAGUUGAUAAUAGUAGUAAGAGGUUACAAACAGCAGGGACUGGGGAGAUACCACUGAGUGCUUCUGACUGUGGACCUUAACCUAGAUUACCAUAUUUAACUCCCACAAGAACACUGUGAAACAAGUAUUGUAGUCCUUUUUUCAGAUGGGGAUGCAAACCCAGAGAGGUUCAGAAAACUUGCCCAAGAUAACUCAUAAAGGAUAAAGGUGGUUGCAAAAGAGAUGUUUCUGAAUUCAAAGGCCAAGGCCUCUCUGCAACACCAUGUCUAAGUGCGCAAACACUUCAGUGUUCCAGGAAAUUAAACAGUUAAAAUAAGCUGAAGAUUGUUCAUUGAUGUCCCUAUCUCCAGUGUUAUAGAGAUUUUUCAAAUAGAAUUUUAAAAAGAAUAAGAUAGUGCUUAGGCAUAGUAAGGUCAUAUAUAAUAUAAAGAAACCAAAUCUAAACUUUUAAAGCAGAUCCUCAGUGGAAAUUUUAAAAACUCAACCAAAUUAGGUGGAAAUGAUGGAAUAAUAUUGUCCAUGGCCAGAUGUUAUACAGAAAAACAUGACAUUCUGUGUCUGGAGUGAAAGGAUCUGUUGACCUUUUUCAAUUACCAUUUAACCACUCAGAAUAAAGUGCCCUGUAGCCAACAGUGCCUCUCUACUUCCCUAGGAAGUAUGUGGGACUAAAUGGUAGGUCAUCAUCAAACUUUGGGAAUAUGCACAAAAAAAUGACCAUUUUUCAAAAUGCACGUUCUCUGAAGAGGAAACAACUAGUCAGACAAGAUAGAUUCAGGUACUGUGGGCAUCAGGUCACUAUCCAUAGUAACAUAUACUGUAACACUUAGAGAGUCUACUUGCUUUGUAGAUAAGGAAACAGGCAAAAGGAGAAUCCAAUAUAUUGCAUUAAGUGGAUGACAGAAUUUACAUCUGCUUGGGUACCAUUUAGGGAAAUUUAGUAUGGCCUUAAAAAGCAAAUGACUAUUUUUAAUCACUUUUUAAUUGGAUAUAUGAGCUUAUUAUAUGGUAAGAUGUAUGAAACUGGGUAAAGAACUCAUUUAUAAUUAUGCCUCAUCCAAAAAAAAAAAAAAUGUGUUCUCCUUGUUCACGAGUAGAGCAAUCUAGAAAAGUUUGUCUCUGUCUUUCUGUGAGAUCCCUUUCCUCUGGCUAUAUUGUAAUAUAUGUGUUUGAUGUGGAAGUAACUAAUAACUUAAUCAAGAUUUUUGAUUAAAACACCAUUUAGAUUUCCAAAAUACAAUGAUUACUCCAGGGAAGAUAGACCAAAAAAAAAAAAACAAACCAUCCCCUGGGAUAAUGUAAGAGAAACUUACUUGAGAAUAAUGCCUAAUUUCCUUGUAAAGAGGGGCAUUAAUUAACUGAAGAAAAACACACCACUCACACCAUACAAAAUCUUUCCCCUCUAUCUUUGUAUACUAAUGCAAAGUGGGGGUUUGGUGGGGCCAGGGUCCAGGAAGGAGAGACUAGCUGGCCAUCUUACUGAUAAAACUGCAAUCAGUUUCUGCUGAAUUCCAUCCAACUCUGGUCCUUCCAGCUGUUUUAACUAUCAGGAGUUACUUGUACUGUUAAUUCCUAUCCUAAAGGUUCAAGCAGUGGUUGUCUAGUAUCUUAUGACUUUCCAACAGUAGUCAAACUUUAGCACACGUCAGAAUCACCUGGAGGGUUAAGACACAGAUUCCUGGGCCCAUGCCCAGAGUAUCCAAUUCAGUAGGCCUAUGGAUUUGCAUUUUGCAUUCAUUUUCUGUUUCCAGUUGAGGCCAGUGCUGCUGAUCUGGGGACCACACUUUGAGAACCAAUGCCUGGAAAAAGUUUCUAACUACUCCCUUUAAGAUCAGCCUAACUAUCAAGCACUAGAGAAAAACUGAACUUCCCCUUGGGCAGACAACUUGGAUUCUCUACAGCAUUCCUGUUCAAUCUUCCCAGUUUCCAGGUUUAUCAUGCCAACAAUUGAUUUUUACAAGCUAGAAGACAAUGAAUGUAUACGUUCUAUGGAACAGUGAGAUCAGUGUGAGUUUCUCGUCUUUGUAUUUAGAAACAUUAACUCUAUGGACAACCUUUUGUAUCAUGUUGAUUUUUUGACUUGUACUGAAGGUGAUUUUAAAGUAUGUAGUGUUUUCAUUUCUUCUGUCCACACAGUUUUGAUGAGAUGUUUCCAUGCUGAUUCCAUCAUAACCUUGGCUCCUGGCUCUAGAAAUGUUUGAGUAGUUGCUCCCUUGCCAGUAGUUUUAUAACCCUCAUCAGUCACCAGAAUAUCCGCACAUCAAGAUGGUAUCAUACUACUUGAUGUGCCUUCAUCUUUCACUUAACUGUCUGGUGUAAAUUAAUAUUUUAAUUUCCUAUGUAUCUGUAAAGAGUCUACCAAAUGGCUUCAUGGGAAUUUGCAAACUGAACCAACUCCCUUCUGAGCAGCGUAUGUGCCUGUUUUAAGGACUUUACGGUAAAUAUGUUAUGUUUGUGCACAUAUCUACCCAAUCAAGACCAUAUCUAUUAUCUCAUCUUCCAAAUGAUGAGAAAAAUGUCAAAGUGCAUCAGUAUGUUUUGGGAGUACAGUGAAAUCUUAAUCAUGUUACAUAUAAAUGGGGCCUUAGUUUAUCUCCUAACUCCUUAUUCACUUAAUUCACUUUGCAAAUUUUUUCUAUUUAAAAAAAUGAGAAAAAAAUUAAGUACCUUAAAAUAAUCUCCCUUUUAUAAACAUAUGAAUUACACAUAAUUUUUAUUGGUUCAGUAAGUUUCUUUAAAGAGUUCUCUUUAAGUAUCCUGACAUUAUUUAAGCUGUUAUAUAAGUGGAAAAUAAGGACUAUAUUUACUAGAAUUAGAUGAGAAAGCAUAUCAGUGUCAAUGAUGUUGAGGAUUGAAGUUUUUGCCUCGGUAGAUAGAAAUAAUUGAAGCUUUCCUAUUGCAGUUGCAUUUCCCAUGAUAAUUUUUGGAAAUUAUGUGUGCAUUUAGUUCUUUUAAUAAUAACUGAUAUUGAAUUAAAUUUUAAAAGUAAAUCUCUAGAAAUAAUUUUUGUCUUACCAACUGGUGCCAAAAUGGGGAGGGAGGAAUCUAAAGGCCAGUCUUUUGAACUAACAUGUGAAGGAUAUUUUCUCUUCACAUCGGAAGUGCAUGGCCCUGACCCCACCAGCUGCCAGUGGCCACCACGGCUGCCUCAUGAUUAAGUGCAGGCAACUCUGUCCCUCCCUCUGAUGUCUUUCAUCCAAUUUUUGUUGGAAGUAGUUUGCUCUAAUAAAAAUUGGUUUCCCACAAAAUAGGUAAAAUUGGACAAAGGUUAAUGCUUUUGGUAUUUGGGGUUUCACUUCAAUUGAAACCACGUGGUAGAAUUCCCAGGUAUGGCAUGAUCGGGGCAGGAGCAAGUGCCCAGAGGGAAAGGUUGGCUUUGUCUGGUUUUGUUUCUUGAUUUGUUUUUAGUGGGAGGGGAGAGCCAACAAUAAGUUUCUUGCCCUAAUCGUGCUGAGAGAUGAUUUUCCUGCUGUUCUAAGAGGAAUAGACUUAGAUAAAUUAUGUUAUAAUCGGUUCCCCUACUACCAUUUCCCACUCUUAAGUGUAAAGCCAAUGGGUGGUAAGGGUCCUUUUAUCCUUUCUUGUAUUAUGCCAAAGACUAGACUUGUUUUCUUUGAAAAUUAUAAAUUACUGAAGCUUGGUAUAGCCAUAAUGAUUUGAGUCAGUACACCAUUUUAUCCAUAGAAUGCAAAACUCAUCUUUACAAUCCCCUGCACCAGGAGCCUUGAAGCAUUUUGUUUACCCCAAAGGACUUGUCAAGAAGUACAGCUUUUGUUUUGCCUUAUUCAGUCAGUUGGUCACAUUUAUUUUUAAAAAAAUGAAAAAACUACUGUCCUUUAUAUGUUGAUAUAACUAUUUGAUUUGAUAUAAUCUGUCUGUUGUUUAACAGGUUCCUGUAAGCAAGCUUGCAAGUGUAUUUUGUGUACAUUUUAUCUGAGGUGAAAAUGAAAAUUCUAAAGAGAAAAUAUUUUAAAAGAUAUUGUAUUUAUGUUGCUUGUGUUGUAGAAUAAAGAUUCAGAUGCAUUAAAAAAUCUG
Molecule: messenger RNA, 14071 nt
Organism: Capra hircus (goat)
Lineage: Eukaryota; Metazoa; Chordata; Mammalia; Artiodactyla; Bovidae
Gene: ARFGEF3
Product: ARFGEF family member 3
Exons: 34
Coding region: 103-6633 (2176 amino acids)
Biological process (GO): regulation of ARF protein signal transduction
Molecular function (GO): guanyl-nucleotide exchange factor activity
Source: RefSeq, a predicted model, not a curated record